AUGGCGGCGCUGGCAGAGAUGGCUGUCACGGCGACGGCGACGACGAGCAGCAGGGUGGAAGAGGCGGGGCGGAUGUCGUCCAUAGAGUGGGAGCCCAAGACGCUCACCCUCGACCGGAUCAAGUUCGCAAGGGAGGCGGCGUUGUACGUGGUGAGCACCAAGACGGAAGAGGCGGCGAUCCGGAUCUUCACCGAGGGCCUCAAGCCCGUGCAGAUGACGACAGUCCGGAAGUCGAGUUCCAUCGACUCCUCGUCGGAAGACGACGUCGAGCUCGGCUGCUGCUGCUCCUCCGCCGGCUCCAACAAAGGCUGUUGCGGCGGCGGGAGCAAAGGCGGCCGACGUGGUCGACGGCGGCGGCACUCCAUUGACGACAGGGACGUCGCCACAGCGCCAUUCUAG
Molecule: messenger RNA, 399 nt
Organism: Miscanthus lutarioriparius
Lineage: Eukaryota; Viridiplantae; Streptophyta; Magnoliopsida; Poales; Poaceae
Source: the annotation of a GenBank genome assembly